GAUUUGAAACAGGGAGCGAAGAAUUCGGAUUUGGGAUUGGGAGAUGCAGUAUGAUUUUUCUCACGAUUCAUUCAUUUCGAAUUUCUCUUUCUGAUGAUUUGCCGUGAAGAAGAAGUAGGUUAAUCUUGGUUUGAAGAUAGUUGGUGAAAAUUGGGGGAUGGAAGCAGUAGCUGAAGGGCUGUGGGGGCUAGCAGAUUACCAUGAGAAGAAGGAAGAGAUAGGGAAGGCGGUGAAGUGCUUAGAGGCAAUCUGCCAGUCUCACGACUCCUUCCUUCCCAUCGUCGAGGUGAAGACUCGGCUCCGCAUAGCCAUUCUUCUGCUGCGCCACUCGCACAACGUUAACCAUGCCAAGUCCCACCUCGAACGCUCACAGUUGCUCCUCAACUCCAUACCUUCUUGCUUCGAGUUGAAGUGCCGGACCUACUCACUGCUCAGCCAGUGCUACCAUCUCGUUGGGGCCAUCCCUCCUCAGAAGCAGAUCUUGCAGAAGGCUCUACACCUUACUUCUGCGGCAGCUCCAGAUUUUUCGGUGAAGUUAUGGUGUUGUAACUUCAAUUCUCAGUUGGCAAACGCUCUGAUUAUUGAAGGAGACUACCAGAACUCAAUCUCCACUUUAGAAUCAGGUUAUGAAAUUGCUACUCAAAUUUGCUAUCCGGAGCUUCAGAUGUUCUUUGUGACUUCUAUUCUGCAUGUCCGCCUCCUAAUGCAGUGGGGUGAUCAAACGGCAAACGAGGUUGAGCUAGCUCUUCAGCGGUGCGAUCAGAUCUGGGAGACUAUGCCCUCGGAUAGGAGAGCCCAUUGCUUGGGUUUACUCUUCUACAAUGAACUUCUGCAUAUCUUCUACCGACUUCAUAUCUCUGAUUACAAGAAUGCUAUCAAACAUGUGGACAAGUUGGAUGCCGCUAAGAAGCAAGAUUCCAAGAACAUGCACCAACAGACUUCAACUGGAAAUGAUUCCCUUGAACCCACAUAUUUUGGAAAUAUCAAACGGGCAGUGCAAUAUAAGCUUUUCCUCGCACCACCUCCCAUUAAUGGGGAAUGGCUGCCAAAAAGUGCUGUAUAUGCCCUUGUUGAUCUCAUGGUCAUCAUAUUCGGUCGUCCAAAAGGAAAUUUUAAAGAGUGCGAUAAAAGAAUUCAAUCUGGAAUGCAUAUCAUCAAAGAGGAACUGGUCAGGCUUGGGAUAACUGAUGAUGUGAGAGAAGUGGAUUUGAAACACUCAGCAAUCUGGAUGGCUGGUGUAUAUUUAAUGCUAUUGAUGCAGUUCCUUGAGAAUAAAGUUGCUGUGGAGCUUACACGGUCUGAAUUUCUUAAAGCUCAAGAGGCAUUGGUACAAAUGAGGAACUGGUUCAUUCGCUUUCCAACAAUUUUACAGGCCUGUGAGAGCAUCAUUGAGAUGCUUAGGGGGCAAUAUUCCCAUUCUGUCGGUUGUUAUAAUGAAGCAGCUUUUCACUAUGUAGAAGCUGCGAAGAUAACUGAGAGCAAAUCAAUGCAAAUCAUGUGCCAAGCUUAUGCAGCCAUUUCAUACUUUUGCAUUGGUGAUGCUGAAUCAUCUUCACAGGCGCUUGAUUUAAUUGGACCAGUUUACAUAAUGAAGGAUUCCUUUAUUGGAAUUAGAGAGGAAGCAAGCAUCCUUUUUGCUUAUGGCCUUCUAUUGAUGAAGCAGCAAGAUCUGCAGGAAGCACGAAAUCGGCUGGCCAAGGGCUUGCAGAUUGCUCAUGUUCAAAUGGGAAACCUUCAGCUUGUAUCUCAGUAUUUGACCAUUCUUGGGAAUUUGGCUCUUGCUCUGCAUGACACUGGACAAGCCAGAGAGAUCCUAAGAUCCUCGCUCACUUUGGCAAAGAAGCUCGGUGAUAUCCCAACUCAGAUAUGGGUUCUGUCUGUUUUGACGGGACUCUUCGAACAAUUAGGUGAGAGGGGAAACCAAAUGGAGAACGAUGAGUACAGAAGAAAGAAGUUUGAUGAUUUGCAAUCGAAAUUUGCUGAUGCACGUUCAUCCAUCUAUCAUAUUGAACUUAUUGACAAAGUAAAACCUCAAGUUCAGCAAUAUCAUGAGAUCGAUGUGAAGCGUACGAUGGGAGGCGAAUCUAUGAGAGUCAACCUUGACAUCCCAGAAUCUGUUGGCUUAUCAACACCAAUGCCAGUUCAAUCAUCAUCAAGGCUGCUUGAUUUAGACACUAGAAGACGUGGAAAGAAAAAACUGUAACUUUUUUUUUACUUGUUUAUUUGAAUUAGGAACAUGGUGUUCGCACUUGAAUGUAUAGGUUCCCUAGUAAAUUGUUAGAGUUGGCAUUAACUUUACUAAAUUAACCAAAGCUUAAAUGAACGGUAACUGUUGUGGGUUAAGAUAUUGAGGGUAAGUGUUGAUGUGUGUCGGAACGUCUUUCGGGUGGGUCUCGGAGUUGGGUUUCGACUUGGAUUAAAUGGAUUGGAGUCGUUAUCGAUCAUUUAUUUUAAACAAAAUAGGUUGAUUGGA
Messenger RNA from Hibiscus syriacus, 2473 nucleotides. Its product is annotated as sister chromatid cohesion protein SCC4. Gene Ontology annotation, cellular component: SMC loading complex; chromatin. Gene Ontology annotation, molecular function: double-stranded DNA binding; protein binding. NCBI's taxonomy places the organism in Eukaryota, Viridiplantae, Streptophyta, Magnoliopsida, Malvales, Malvaceae. The transcript has 11 exons. The record is from RefSeq and is a predicted model, not a curated record. Bases 158 to 2203 code for a protein of 681 amino acids. Gene Ontology annotation, biological process: maintenance of mitotic sister chromatid cohesion; mitotic sister chromatid cohesion.